Messenger RNA from Drosophila erecta, 1267 nucleotides. RefSeq names its product probable V-type proton ATPase subunit D 2 (gene Vha36-3). Lineage: Eukaryota; Metazoa; Arthropoda; Insecta; Diptera; Drosophilidae. The transcript is spliced from 4 exons. Bases 84 to 1079 code for a protein of 331 amino acids. Gene Ontology annotation, cellular component: proton-transporting V-type ATPase complex. Gene Ontology annotation, molecular function: proton-transporting ATPase activity, rotational mechanism. The record is from RefSeq and is a predicted model, not a curated record.
GCUGAGUGGGGCCCGAGUCGAGUCCCGAGCCCCCAAAAUUGUCCCCACACCCCAGCCAAUCCGAUCCGAUCCGAUCCGAUGCGAUGCCAUCCCAAGAUCGCUGUUCUCUCGCCAGGUCGCCCGAUGAGUCUUCAUUCGCUGGCCCAGUUGGUUGUCGUGCUGUUCUGUCCGCUGUAGCAGCGCUUUUUGUCGUCUAUUUUAUUUUCGUAGUGUCGUCGCGUAUAUUUAGUAAAUAUUUUGUUGUUGUUAUUUAUAGUUCGGACUUGGUUGGCGUGGUGCGUGUUGUACUCUUGUUAUUUUUUGGGUGGCAUAUUUUUUGUUUGAUUCAAAUGGCAGCCAAAGAUCGCCUGCCCAUAUUCCCAUCGCGCGGUGCCCAAACGCUGAUGAAGUCGCGUUUGGCGGGCGCCACCAAGGGGCAUGGCCUGCUGAAGAAGAAGGCAGACGCCCUGCAGAUGCGCUUCCGUCUGAUUCUGGGCAAGAUCAUCGAGACCAAAACCCUCAUGGGUCAGGUGAUGAAGGAGGCCGCCUUCUCCUUGGCCGAGGUCAAGUUCACCACCGGCGACAUCAACCAGAUUGUGCUGCAGAACGUGACCAAGGCCCAGAUCAAGAUACGCACCAAGAAGGACAAUGUGGCCGGGGUUACGCUGCCCGUAUUCGAACCGUACACGGAUGGCGUGGAUACCUAUGAGUUGGCCGGCCUGGCCCGUGGUGGCCAGCAGUUGGCCAAGCUCAAGAAGAACUACCAGAGCGCCGUCCGUCUGCUCGUCGAAUUGGCCUCAUUGCAGACCUCCUUUGUGACCCUCGACGAUGUCAUCAAGGUCACCAAUCGGCGGGUCAACGCCAUCGAGCAUGUGAUCAUACCCCGCAUCAAUCGCACCAUUGAGUACAUCAUCAGCGAGCUGGACGAGUUGGAGCGCGAGGAGUUCUAUCGACUGAAGAAGAUUCAGGACAAGAAGCGCGAGGCUCGCAAGGCAUCCGAUAAGAUUCGGGAGGAGCAGCGUCGCCUGGGCCAAGUGGCCGAAACGAAGGAGGUGCAGAAUAUCCUCGACGAGGACGGCGACGAGGAUCUGCUCUUCUAGACGCCACUCCCACUCCCAAUCCCACUGUACCCACUGCAUCCACCUAAUACCAAUCACCGCCCAUCACUCAACUUUGCUACCUCACUUCCCUCGAAAAGAUCACCUCUCGUUAUUGUUGUCGUUCGUUGUGAUCCGGAUGUUGUACCACUUGUCGUUCUUGGAAAUACAAUCCGUAAUCGUAACCUUUG